This is a messenger RNA of Drosophila innubila, 3289 nucleotides long. RefSeq lists its product as uncharacterized. The transcript has 4 exons. NCBI's taxonomy places the organism in Eukaryota, Metazoa, Arthropoda, Insecta, Diptera, Drosophilidae. The coding region runs from base 1 to 3225 and encodes 1074 amino acids. The record is from RefSeq and is a predicted model, not a curated record.
AUGCAGUUUCGACAGCAGCCGCAAAGUAUGCUAUGGAAAAUUGCAUUUCUAAUUAUCGCAUUAGUCGGCGACGUGUCGUGCAUAAGAAAUGGCGACGGAAAUGACGAGCAGAAACACAUUUCCGCCAAGCUGAAAAACUUUUUUCCCUCCGAGCAAUUGGGUGAGGUGAAUUCCCCGAUUGCUGCACAGACGGCCCAAGUCUCCGCACGGGUAACAAACGGCGGCUUUAGACCAUCUCAGAUGCUGGAGUUUACGCCGUCGGAUGUGAUGCACGGCAGCAGUAACCGAUUUCCGCCCAGCUAUCUGGAAGCCAACUAUAAGCAUCAAGUGCCCAGCUCCUUGGCCAAUCUGAAUCCACAGCAAUCGGCCAUGGACAAGCAGUUUGCCUUUCCCGACGAUGACGGUCAGUCGACUUACCACAGCUUUGGCAGCACACAAAUACCCACCACACCUGUGGUCAGCUAUUUAGAUCCAUUCACACAGCAAAACUAUCGCUAUACACCCACAACACCUGCCUAUAUUCAGUAUCAACGAGAGCAAUCUGAUGGACACGGAGAUCAGGCUUAUACGGUGCAAUCGUCGCUGCUUGUGGGCAAUCACUCGCCACACCGCCAACGUCCUGGCUCUGUGGAUGAUGUCUAUUUAAAGCGACCCGGCUACGUGUUCGAUGAGAGCCCCUCGCCUGUCUAUCGUCGUCCUACGCCCCCAACAACAACAACAACACAAUCGACAGCAGCAGCGAAGGCAACUUCGGCAUCUUCAGGGCAUAAAAUUUCAUACGAUUCACAUGAUUACCCACCGCCCAGCUAUGCCACCCAACAGACAUCGAAUUUUGUGCCACAACCGCAGCAAGCAAGUGCCCGACCAACUGCAGCUUCGUAUCGACCGCCUUACAACCGUCAAGACGUCAAUGACAACAGGCCAUUAGCAGGCCCAUCGAUACAUGAAGCCGCUUAUGCAUCCCAGCCGCAAUUCUCGUCGUCGUCUAAUUAUGCAAACAACUUUGGUAAUUAUUUGCAGCGACCACCCGGCUACCCCAGUCAGUCCCAGUCGCAAACCUAUUCCCCCCCAACCCACUCGCAAUCCAACCCCACUCACUAUCAGUACGAUUCGCCGGUAAGGCGACCUCAGCAACAGCGACCGGCACACAAUUACUACGAGUAUCAAAUUGGCGAGAUACCACCGCAAUCCCCGCAGCAUCAGUUCAACUAUCGUCCUGGUCCAGUUCCCGCCUAUCGACCACCAUCACAGCCCUCAGCUGGAGGCGGUGGAGGUGGAGGUCUGGCCACUUUGGCAUCUCUACUCAGCUCGACACAACAAUAUGCGCCACAAUUUACGAAUCUACUUUUGGGAGGUGGUGGUGCUGGUGCUGGCGGUGGUGGCGGUGGUGCUGCCUCCUCGGCUAGCCCAUUAGGCAGUCUCUUAGGCGCUUUCACGGGCCAGCAACAACAGCAUAUCCGUCCACCAAACACCCAGCUCAUUAGAGCUCUGGAGAACAUCGCACGCAACGACGAUUUACAGUGUGUGCCCAAGGUACUCUGCCAGAUGAUUGCCGGUCAAACAUUACGUGGCCAACUGCCCGGAUUCAUUACAUCGCCGGCCAUAACCAACUUCCUCGCCGGUUUUCCAGCUGCCUCGCCAGCUCUCAUUUACGGAAGAGCCGCAUUGCUUGGAAUAAGCGGCGGAGAACGGAGUUGCGUGAAAACUUAUGAGAGAUGUCCUAAGAAUGAGAUGGAAAUCAUUCACUAUCUGAACAAUCAUCGCGGUGGGUUUUUCAAGUUCUUCAGCGAACCGGAAGAGCAAUCCGCGGAGGCACAACAAAGUGAAUCUGGCGGCGGUUCAUUGUUUAGCAUUCUCUCGGCACUGACGGGCGGCGGUCAGGGGCAGGGGCAGGGGCAGGGAUUGGGUCAGGUGACGCGCACCACACCCCGACCGGUGGUAAGACCCACUCAAAGACCUAGCACGGACAUUGCCGAUGGCAUUGGCAGCUUCUUUACCCGCGUGCUGUCCGAGUACUUGAAUGGUGUGGAGUUUCAACGCAGGAGGAGGAGAAGGAGAAGUCUGUUGCCAACGGAAAUUAAACGUAACAUUGAGACGGAUAAUGGCCGCUUGAUGGCCGUUGAUUUUCAUGAUGAAGAAGAUGACUUGGAUACUCAGACACUAGUCAAAUUUCAAGAUGAUGAUGAAGCGGAGGCAGCCCAAGCUCACACCGAGCUGAUAGGUGUCCUGCAAUUUCCCGAAGACAUCGGCGAGGGACGGAUACUGCACUACAAGGGCAUUGAAAGUGAAGAACACAAUCAUCACGUGGAUGGAACCGUGCGAUUUCCGGAUGCCACGCCGGAAGCUCAACGCGACAAUGAGCGUAAAGUUAUCCACGAUUUCAAUCGCAAUGCAGCUCAGCGCAAAUUGAGAUUUCCCCAGGGACACGACGAGGGUGAAAGAGAAGCCAAGCAGUUGGAACUGGCCGAGGGUUGGACCGCUGUGCUGCCCAAUGGUCUAGGCGCCGAGGACUACGGCGUUAAUAAGAGGCGUGGCAAGCGUAUUGUCUUCAGGGAUACCAACGAGGAGCUUGAGGACCUAGAUGAACGCCUGAGAGAAGAAGAGGAGGAGGAGAGGCGCUUAAGAGAAGUUCAACUAGGAGAGGAUCAAAUAAGAAAUGCUCAACUCAGAGAGGAACAAAGAAAACAACAACACACUCCACUUAAUGCCCUUAAUGAAGAAGCAGCUCCACCUCAACGCGGUGCUAGAGUAAUAUUCCCAGAUCACUACGAGCGUCACAUACGAAGGGGAAGGAUCCUAAAUCGACCCACCUAUGCUCCCAGCUAUGAAUAUAAUAAUGAAGUAAGACCCGAAGAGAAGGAGGAACGUUUGGUGGUCAGUGAUGAGCAUAGACCAAGUUCCUAUUAUCGUCUGGAAACCACAGAUUAUCAGACGAAUGCACAGAGUCAGAGUUUCAUGAACUAUGGCGAAUAUAUGCCGGGAAAUACUGUGCGAUUUGUCGAGUCCCUCGAUGGGCCCAACUACAGUUCACAAUACAAUUAUCCGAAUGCAAACUAUAUCAGUGAUAAUCGUUAUAGCAGCACCUACCAGACAACCUCAACGCGCAGUCCGAAGCACGAGGAUAAUAAGAACAUCUAUGUGACCAAUUCCCAGGGGGUAACAGAGUACUAUAUAAGACCCGAUGGACGUAAAGUCUACCUCGGUAGCGGUUCAAUCACUGGGUAAAUCACAGGGAAACGAGGCUGCUCUCUUUUUAGUCUUAAGUCUGUAAAUAAUUGUUAACACUUAA